This is a messenger RNA of Eurytemora carolleeae, 794 nucleotides long. It is a transcript of the gene Prosbeta1, whose product is annotated as proteasome subunit beta type-6-like. The record is from RefSeq and is a predicted model, not a curated record. Gene Ontology annotation, cellular component: proteasome core complex. Bases 98 to 631 code for a protein of 177 amino acids. The transcript is spliced from 7 exons. Lineage: Eukaryota; Metazoa; Arthropoda; Copepoda; Calanoida; Temoridae.
UUUAUUAAAGAUUUGUUUUUAGUUAAGUACUGGAACAACCCUGGUCGCUGUUGAAUUCGACGGAGGUGUUGUUAUCGGAGCUGACAGUCGAACCUCUAUGGGAACCUGGGUCGCUAACCGUGUGACAGACAAGUUGACCCCUGUCACAGACUCCAUCUUCUGCUGUCGGUCAGGUUCAGCUGCUGAUACUCAGGCAGUGACAGAUGUUGUAAAAUAUAAGCUUGGGUUUGCUGAGAUUGAGCAGGGUAGACCUGCAACCGUCAAGGACGCUGCCAUGGCCUUCAAGGAGAUCUGCUACGAAUACAGGGACUCUCUGAUGGCUGGACUAAUUGUUGCCGGAUAUGACGCAGUCAAUGGAGGACAGGUAUGGUGUGUACCUGUAGGUGGUAUGGUUGUCCAUCAACCUGUAUCUAUCGGUGGAUCUGGGUCAACUUACCUCUAUGGACUUAUGGAUCACAAGUAUAGACCUGGAAUGCCGCGUCAGGAAUGCGAAGAUCUUGUUCUUCAGGCAGUUACCCAGGCGAUUAGGCGUGAUGGUUCCAGCGGCGGUUGUUGCAGAAUGGCAAUCAUUACUAAGGAUGGUGUGGAGAGGAAGCUAUGGUUGAACCCUGAGCUACCAACUACAUACUAACUUCAACCACCAGAAUCAAUUGUCCAAGAAUAAACGAUCCGUUGUUUUAUAUCUGAACAUCGUAAAACUCCCAUUUACUCCCCUAAUUUAUGUGAUUAUGGUUCUUAAACAAAAUUAAACAAAAUUAACUAAUUUUUUUAAAUCCGAAAAAUAAUUCAGAAAA